Seminavis robusta is the source of this 1326-nucleotide messenger RNA. The record is from the annotation of a GenBank genome assembly. NCBI's taxonomy places the organism in Eukaryota, Bacillariophyta, Bacillariophyceae, Naviculales, Naviculaceae.
AUGUCUACUACUGGAUCGACAACUAGCAGUACUCCAGGCGGCGGCGGUAGCAAGACGACCAAGACCAAGCCUGGAUUUACGUCUUCUACAAAUAAUCAAAUGAAAGGAGGAGAAUUGCGAGCAUCCGUCCUGAGUGUCUACGAUUUGCCCACCCGCGAUCAACCCUCCCAUGUCAGUAUCAGUGCCUGUGGGGCCACCGUCACAACGGCCGCUCCCACGUCCCGUCACAAGGAUCGCAACAGUUUCAAAUUCACGGGUGCCACCAGUACGGAUCUGGUACUCAAAGCCAAAACACUAGAGCAACUCUACAAGAGCCAUUUUCAAGUGGAAGUCGUCUACGAAACCAAACCGUGGCUCAACUUGUUUGCGUCCUACAAAAUGAGUCAAUUGAAUGUUUGGGAAUCUACCUGGUUGGUACUCGACUUGGAACAAGCCGCUCAAGCCACUCAAGUCGCUACUACCGAUGCGGCAUCGUCGUUGCCGGAUUCGAAUAGUGGUUUGAUGGAAGAUUUGCCACCCACCAUUCGCAUCAAGGUCCAAUUGCGAGGCCCUUAUCGACCCGAAAUUGCGGCUCUUCUCGGCGUCGCUCAGACAUGGUUUGGCUUUAUGGAUCAAGUCGAAUCCAGUGUCAUUACGUUGGGAGAAAAAACUCCCAAUUUGCCCGCCAAUAAAGGACUCUUGCUCAUUCCUGCCGUGCCCAUGGCCACGGCUGCGGUCGUCUUGACACCCAUUUUGACGGGACUCUGUGUCGUUUUCUUGCCCAUUUUUGUGCCCGUCUUGGCGGCCCUCUUGACAGUGGGCGCCUGCUUGACGGGCACUGGAUUGGUGUUGUAUGGGAGCACCAGUGGUGGACGGCAACAUGUCGCCCACAUGCUGGAACCGGCCGCCCAACAUAUGCUUGCCACCCAAUCGGGACAAUCCUUAUUGUACGAAACUGGUCCGCGACCAAGUCCCGUCAGUGUCGCCCGCGUCGUGCUACCACAAGGCAUGUGGGGACGACUCGCCGUCAGUUUGGCCGUCGAUGCCAUUGGAUCUGCCUCGUAUCUGGUUCCCGUGGUGGGAGAAGUCACGGAUGUGGCAUGGGCACCGUUGCAGACUUGUUUGAUCAUCGCCAUGUACGAUACGACCACACCGCAUUUGAAAUAUCUCAGUUUUGCCGAAGAAAUCUUGCCGUUUACUGAUUUUGUCCCAUCGGCCACUAUUGGAUGGGCGGCUCAGUUUGGACCGCAAUUGUUGCUGCAAAAUGGUAAACCAGCGGCCGCAGCAACGACAACGAAUGCCAGUGGCGUACCGACCCAACUCAUGGUGCCAGUCAAGAAGGAUUAG